AUGCAUCUUAGUCUACGUAAGAUGGUCGGCGCGGCCAUCAGAGAAGGCUUCCGUCUUGGCGCACGACAGUUCUUCCAUCAGGCCUCACUCUGGACUUUGGGGACUCUAUUCGCCGUCACGGCGCGUGGCAACUCGAAGGAGACACAGGAGAGCAAAGCACGCAGCUCCACGGAACAGGAUACUCUUGAGAUUCGAAGCGAUACUGACCUCAAAAAGGCUACGAGGCAGGGGACCUCGAAACUUACUAACCAAAAGUCACGUAUAACAGUGCCUGCUCUUCUUGCUCUACCCACUGAGCUGAGGUUGCAAAUCUAUCAGUACUUAGCGCAACAGAGAUGCCGCAAAAGGCUCAACUUCACGGCGAUGAGGAGAAUGGAAGAAAGCGCACUCGAUGCGCCCCACAACUGGAUCUUCACACACCCCCUGAUCUUCAACGAAGCUCUACAAUUCAUCACUCGGAUCCAGACCGCCGUGCUCCUCAAAGAUGUCAAUGAUGUCGCAGCUUUGCGCUUGCUCUUCCCCAACCUGCGACAAGUGGUUCUGGAUUUCCCUGACGUCUCGGCAAAGCAGAUGCAACAGGCCUUGCGAUGUCUGAAAGACCUCCCGGGUCUUUACUCGAUAAUCAUCAAAACGUCACCCUGGAACCUCAAUGGAGUCCGAUUUCCGUAUGCCUGGAGGGGCUUCCCAGCGCUCACCGAUGUCAUCCUCGUAGAUGACAAGCUGAAGGCCGAGCGAAAGCGCAAACGACACGAGGCUGAACUCCGACGCGCUCCGAUUCUGGAGGACAUCGCUCAGAAGAAAAGAGUCUGGGAAGCCAUGAAGUCGAGGCACGCGCGUGGACUUCCAACCCCAGCGUUAGGAGUAGCAUUUGAUGCUCUUGACCAAGCCAAGUCGAAAUCGACUGAGCUCAAUUCUGCUCUCAAUGACGACUUGCAUCGUAUCCAGCAGAGUUGGCGCAGCAAUCUACUGACGAAGCAGAUAGCGAUUAUCGACAAUGAUCUAGCCAAAAGAUGUGGCAUGUGCGAGUGUCGCAAAUGCCUAGCAUGUUUCGAAGUCACUGUAAAACACCCAAUUGUCCUGGACUGGAUGCACAGGCGCACCCUGUCAGAGGAAGACGUUCUGCGAUGGGUGCGCCAGAAAGGGUUGAUUUGA
Molecule: messenger RNA, 1152 nt
Organism: Lecanosticta acicola
Lineage: Eukaryota; Fungi; Ascomycota; Dothideomycetes; Mycosphaerellales; Mycosphaerellaceae
Source: the annotation of a GenBank genome assembly